AUGACUGGCCAGAGGGCUCAUCAGCUUCCCGCCACCGCCGGCGACCCCUCCUCCGCCAGCGCCGCCGCCACCGCCACCGCUUCCGCUGUAAGGAGACGAGAGGCCAGUCAUCGUGGUCGGUGUAGGACUCUGCUGAUCACCGUCCUUGCUCGCCAUGUCGGCCAGGGACCAGAUCCUCGGCUUCGUGGUGACGACCCCGCUGCCGGUGGACGAGGCGGUCGUCGUGGUCGGCGGAAGAUGAUGACUACUUGGUGGCGUGCUUUCCGGGGACGGGUGGCGCAACAGUCGGCCGUGCGAGGACGCGAGGUACGCCGGAUGCUGAAGCUGCAACGGAUGCCUCGGCUCCCUCUGGUCGUAGAGGCACUCCGGGCUGUCGGGGCCGCUGUCGGCUCGCGACUCGCUCCAUUCGCUCUCGGUUCUACCUUGGACACCGGUGGACCCAGCGCUGGUGCCCAGAAGGCGUCUCCGCGCGUUCGCGAACCACGUGGACACUUGGGUCAACGUCAUUUUCGUUAUGAUGGCCAACAUGAUCUUCUCGCCCUUCGUUGGGUACGGGUUCUUCUUAUGCUCGUUCAGCCAGGCCUUCAGCGUACUCGUGGUCUCCCGCGUCGCGUUUUUUCGCCGGGCACCGUUCAGAUCCAUCCCGUAACUGAAACAGAAGGAAUACCGCCACAUCGUGAGGCAGAGGGAGGAGGAAGAAACGAGAGAAGAAACGAAGAAGAAGAAGAAGAAGAAGAAGAAGAAGAGGAAGAAGAAGAAGAAGAAGUAGAGAGGAAGAUGGCAAGCAAAGCCGCCGGUGGAAGCUCGUGUCGGGAAACUUAUCCAAUCAAUACAUUCCUCGUUGUUCCACGCUAUCGUAUCCUGCAUCCUGUCCUAUCCUAUCCAUCCGGCAAAAGCGUCGAGGAUCGAAGGCUCGUGCACGCGCGCAAAGAGAGCGAAAGAGUCGAGACGACGAACGGGAAGAGCGGCAACAGAGCGGGAAAAGCUGGAAGAGACGGAAGGUCGAGAGAAGGAAGCGAGAGGAGGUGGGCCGUACCGGUGAAACAGAGAGGAACAGGAAGAUAG
Messenger RNA from Heterotrigona itama, 1065 nucleotides. The record is from the annotation of a GenBank genome assembly. NCBI's taxonomy places the organism in Eukaryota, Metazoa, Arthropoda, Insecta, Hymenoptera, Apidae.